AUGGCUCAAGGUAAUCUCAAGUUAAAGUCCAAGGGAAAAGGCAGAGUCACCAAGAAACAGACCAACUUACGAGCAGCUGCACCUUUGAUCAUCAAGCCCAAGAAAUCUGCCCUCAAACUGGCCUACAACUUGAAGAAAUCAGUGGGUUCUAGUGUUGGCACCGAAAAGUUGAUCGCCAGCAGAGUUGGCCACUUGGAGAUCAUCAAGGGCUCGCGUAGACAGAUUGAGAAGGACGAGAAGGAGGCUGCUAAGAAGGCUGCUAAGAAGUCCAAGUAA
This is a messenger RNA of Sungouiella intermedia, 276 nucleotides long. Lineage: Eukaryota; Fungi; Ascomycota; Pichiomycetes; Serinales; Metschnikowiaceae. The record is from the annotation of a GenBank genome assembly.